Molecule: messenger RNA, 1698 nt
Organism: Fraxinus pennsylvanica
Lineage: Eukaryota; Viridiplantae; Streptophyta; Magnoliopsida; Lamiales; Oleaceae
Source: the annotation of a GenBank genome assembly
AUGUUGUCAAGAACUAAUAGUAUGCCGUGGAUGGAUAGAAACAAAGAAGUAGAAGAAACAAAUUUAUGGACUCAAAACAAUAACAAUGGCGGUAUGGAGAAUAAAGAUGAUGCAGAACUUGGUGCACUUUCUUCAUUUAAAUCUAUGAUCGAAGCUGAAAAUGAAGCCGGCUGGUACAUGUCGGUCACCGCCACUCCCACCGCGGCCAACAGCCAUGAAAUAGACAUGCAUGGCGGCAGUCAUCUUGACCUGGGUAACAUCUCUUUUUCACCCAAGUUUACUGAUGCUGAUAAUAAUCAUCCGGUUUUACAGCAAGUGGAUUCUUCUGCUUCAUGCUCACCAACAUCUGCUUCGGUUCUCAAUUCUUUGGAUCUAUCUCAUCAGUUAAACUAUUUUCUGCCACUAAAAUCAACACUAAUGAAUCCAAUUCACAGAAAUCUUUUAGAGGAGACAUUUGAUUUGGGUCGUGAUCAUAGGUUUCUUGAAAGUGCUUUCAACCAGGGAACUGGGAUGCUGAAUAAUGGUUUUAAUGAUUUAAGUACUCAAUCCCAAAUGGGCACUCUUAGUUGGAGCUCUAAUAAUCAGUUUUCAACUAAUAAUUUGCUUCAACAGCCUCAAUCUAGUGGGGGUUUUGGAGUAAUGGGAUUUGGAGAGGGUUCCAUGGAUGGGAAUCCAUUGUUACUUAAUAGGUCUAAGAUUUUGAAGCCACUUGAUGGUUUUGCUUCAAUUGGAUCACAACCCACACUCUUUCAAAAAAGGGCUGCUCUAAGGAAGAAUCUUGAUAGUGGGAGUGUCAGCAAUUUGGGGGCUUUGGGUUUAGGUGGUGAAAUCAAUCAUUCUCGAAGUUCUACUAGCCUUGAAGGCUAUGACAAGAAGGGGGAAUUUAGUGACGUAAAUGAGAGGAAGAGGAAAAACAGUAGCGGGGAUGAUGGGGAGGAUUUUAGCAUUGAUGGGUCCAAUUUGAAUUAUGACACUGAUGAUCUAUUUCUGGAGAAUAGUACUAUCAAUAAGGUGGAAGAGAGUGGUAAAAAUGGUGGAAGUGGCUCGAAUGUUAAUAGCAGUGUCACCUGUGGUGGUGGUGGUGGAGAUCACAAGGGUAAGAAGAAGGGGUUUCCUGCGAAGAAUUUGAUGGCUGAAAGGCGACGGAGGAAGAAGCUCAAUGAUCGGCUUUACUUGCUGAGGUCUGUUGUACCAAAGAUUAGCAAGAUGGACAGGGCCUCAAUCCUAGGGGACGCGAUCGAGUAUUUAAAGGAACUGCUGCAGAAGAUCAAUGACCUGCAUAGUGAACUGGAGUCCACCCCUUCUAGCUCUUCAUUGUCUCCACUCUUGAAUGUCUAUCCUUUGACGCCUACAACACCGGGCCUUUCCUGCCGUAUCAAGGAAGAACUAUAUCCAAGUGCAUUUGCUAGUCCAUUAUCUAGCCCAGUGGGACAAUCCACCAGGAUUGAGGUAAGGAUAAGAGAAGGGAGAGCUGUAAAUAUUCACAUGUUUUGUGGGCGAAGACCAGGCCUUUUGCUCUCCACUAUGAUGGCUCUGGACAACCUUGGCCUAGACAUUCAACAAGCUGUGAUUAGCUGUUUCAAUGGGUUUGCAUUGGAUAUCUUUCGAGCUGAGCAAUGCGAGGAUGGUCAAGACCUCAAUCCAGACCAAAUCAAAGCAGUACUCCUGGAUUCUGCUGGCUUUCAUGGGACAGUGUAA